AUGACCGAAAGGACACAAGAAGCUCAUCAGCCUUCUUCGGAACAAGAAGAGGCUGUCUUGAUGAUGUUUGAGCCGAUGCACAUUGUGGUGGAUCGAGUACCAACAGAAAAAACCACCACCAAUUUUGAAAUAAGUAAGGAUGGAAUUCAUGAUACAAAUUCAUCAAUGUUCCUUUCAAAAGACAUCCAUCAUCCAACCACUCUUCAGGAUCCAUCUCAUGUCUUAAAUGAAACUUCGAUUCAAAUCUCUCGGAAUCAUGACCAAGAAGAAGGAUUGGUGGUUCACUCAUCUGAACCAACAACAAAUCCAUCAAUGGAAACAACCGUACAAAACAAAACGGAACAUAAUUAUGAAACAACAACCCAAUCUCUAUCAAUUCCAAAUGGUAGUACUACCAUUGAAACAACCACACAUUUACAAGUUCCUUCAAUUCCCAAUCAGGUAUCAUCAAUCUCUUGUGAAUCAUCCGUAUCACCUUCAUCAGCAAGUCUUGUUCAUGAUCCUUCCAAAAGUAUAAUAAGCAGUCAUCAUGAUGGUGGUGAACAGAACUUAUUUGAAAAAGAUGAUAAUCAUCUCGUCAUUGUUCCUUCCACACUUAAUUAUGGACAUCAACGAAUAUCAAUGAUUGUAAAAAGAAUAAUCCUUUCAAUCCUUUCUUUGGGUAUAUUUCCUCUCUUUUUAUUGCUAUUGACAAAAGCCUUCACCUCUCGACAUGAUCCACUGGAAACUUUCUUUUUAUAUUUUUUGAAAUUGGGAGAAUUGUCCAUUUUGUACACUUUUUUUCUCUUCUCCAUCUAUUAUCCUUUAUUUUAUGGUUAUUAUCCUCCAAAUAUCGCCUAUGUGCUUGUUCUUGCAGUGUUACCCUUGUUGAAUGUUUUAUUUGCAGGAUUGUUUGGAUCCUUUGGAGGUUUAUCCAAGUGUGUAUCAUUAAUUAUUAAUACAUUAUUUCUCAGUUGGGUGUAUUGGAUCUUUCGAAUUUGGAUUAAAAGAUCACCCAUCUCACCAGCACCUCCCUCCAUUGAAGAUGAAUCUUCACCUCCAAGUUCCAUUCAUACAUUCACUCAAGAUCAUCACCAUGGUGGUGGUGGUGAACAACAUCAACUCGUUAGCAAUCCUUCUUCUCAUCAUCACUUUCAGGGUGGCACCACUUACAGUUUUCAUUCGAUGCGAUCUAAUUUUACCACAUGCACCACCAACACACCCAUGAACUUGCAAGAGAAUCAUGAAGUGAGGACUCUCCAUCCUUCAUCACAUCCAUCAUUGACUGAAGAAACUCAUCACCAUCACCUCCAUCACCACCAUCCUCUCUCACAUGCUUCCUAUGGUGAUCCUAGUGCCACCACCAUGUGUCCACAAAAUCAAGAAUUUAAUCCUCACAUUUCCUCUUCUCACAAUAUUGCUCAUUCAGAAGAAGCAAUCCAAGUUCCUGAAAUUACCUUUUCCUUUGUUGAAAUUGAAUUAGAAACAACAACACCAAAUCAAAUAUCUGAUACUCACAGUCAUCAUGAUAACCAUUCGAUACACAACACUACUACUCAUAAUGGUUCUCAAAGAAAUCAAAAUGAAGAGGAUCAUUCUUCUCAUUCAGUGGAUACAAUCAGUGUCAAUAGCAAUCACAGUGAUGACUUUGAUGAGAAUGUGUUUGAUGAAGAAGAAAGAAAAGAUUUGAGAACAAAAACACAGAGAAAUCUAAUGAGAGAAGAACGAAAUUUGAAAUUAUGGACAAACAUGCAAAUCAAUAUUGCUCUUUAUAGUAAGUAA
Messenger RNA from Naegleria fowleri, 1761 nucleotides. RefSeq lists its product as uncharacterized. The transcript is spliced from 3 exons. The record is from RefSeq and is a predicted model, not a curated record. NCBI's taxonomy places the organism in Eukaryota, Heterolobosea, Eutetramitea, Acrasida, Naegleriidae. The coding region runs from base 1 to 1761 and encodes 586 amino acids.